AUUUUGUAAGUUAAUAUAAGAAAUACUAGCAGGUCUACCUCCCGUCUGCGACAACCUGUAGUUUUGUUAGUGCCAUGGACGGCCGUUUAGAGACUGAUCUGUAUCCUCUGGGAUCCAGUUACGUCACUGAAAUAGACAGUGUCCAUGAUAUAACAGUCGGCACAAAGAGGGGAUCUGACGAACUCUUUUCCUCCUGCAUCUCUAACGGACCUUAUAUAAUGAGCUCUGGAGCAGCAAAUGGUAAUGACAGCAAGAAGUUCAAAGGGGACAUCAGGAGCCAAGGCAUUCCUUCACGAGUCAUUCAUGUACGCAAACUGCCAAAUGACAUAAAUGAAGCAGAAGUUAUUUCUUUGGGGCUUCCUUUUGGCAAAGUGACCAACCUUCUGAUGCUGAAAGGAAAGAACCAGGCCUUCCUGGAGAUGAACACGGAGGAGUCCGCACAGACCAUGGUCAGCUACUACUCCUCGGUCACCCCUGUCAUCCGCAAUCACCCGAUCUACAUGCAGUAUUCCAAUCACAAGGAGCUAAAGACUGACAACUCACCCAACCAAGUUAGAGCACAGGCAGCACUGCAGGCGGUGAAUGCGGUCCAGACAGGAAGCAUGUCUUUGAGCACUGUUGACGGAGCAGGCAUGGGCAGCCAAAGCCCUGUACUGAGAGUCAUCGUUGAAAACCUCUUCUACCCUGUUACUCUUGAUGUUCUUCACCAGAUUUUCUCAAAGUUUGGCACAGUUUUGAAGAUUAUAACCUUUACCAAAAACAACCAGUUCCAAGCACUGGUCCAGUACUCGGACGGAAUGACUGCUCAGCAUGCAAAACUGUCUUUAGAUGGACAGAACAUCUACAAUGCCUGCUGUACCCUUCGCGUCAGUUUCUCGAAGCUCACCAGUUUGAAUGUUAAGUACAACAAUGAUAAGAGCAGAGACUACACUCGCCCUGACUUGCCUACAGGAGACAGUCAUCCCUCCCUCAAUGCACAGACGAUGGCUGCAGCUGCCUUGACUGCUCCUGGUCUUAUCUCUGCAUCACCAUAUGCUGGGGCUCAUGGUUUCCCACCAACAUUUGCCAUUCAGCAGGCAGCAGGUUUGUCUCUGCAGGGUGUGCCUGCUGGGGCUCUUGCAUCGCUCGGUGUCCCCGGUGCCGCCGCCGCUGCUGCUGCAGCAGCUGCAGCAGGACGUCUGAGUCUUUCUGGUCUCGCUGCUGGAGGAAACAGUGUCCUGCUGGUCAGCAACCUUAACCCUGAGAGCGUUACGCCCCAAUGCCUCUUUAUUCUUUUCGGCGUGUAUGGUGACGUCAUGAGAGUGAAGAUCCUAUUCAACAAGAAAGAGAAUGCUUUGGUGCAGAUGUCUGAUGGAACCCAAGCCCAGCUAGCCAUGAGCCACUUGAAUGGACAGAAACUGUAUGGUAAGGCUUUGCGGGUCACUCUCUCCAAACACACCACUGUGCAACUGCCACGUGAAGGCCAUGAGGAUCAGGGGCUCACCAAGGACUACAGCAACUCUCCUCUUCACCGCUUCAAAAAGCCAGGCUCCAAGAACUACUCCAACAUCUUCCCUCCUUCCUCUACUCUCCAUCUUUCCAAUAUACCACCUUCUAUCACUGAAGAUCAUCUCAGAGGCUUGUUUCUAAGUUCAGGAUCUGUGGUUAAGGCCUUCAAGUUUUUCCAGAAAGACCGAAAAAUGGCCCUUAUCCAGUUGGGCUCUGUGGAUGAAGCAAUCGAGUCUCUGAUCAAAUUUCACAAUCAUGACCUGGGAGAGAACCAUCACCUCAGAGUGUCUUUCUCCAAGUCCACCAUCUGAUAGAGGCUGUUUUGAUUUCGAGAAGGUGAAAGGACUGUCACUUUAGACCAAACUUUAAGCCUUCCACAAUUUAUAUCACUGUGGACAGAUGUUUUCCACAACACACACUUCAUCAUUCCUUUAUUAUAUCUAUAUUCAAAUAUGUAUGUCUAUUUGUAAUUCCACUUUGAACCCAACGUGACUUGGGUUUUAAUAGUACCUUUUCUCAGACGGUUUGUCUCAUGAUUUAGUUCAUCAUUGGCACACAUCGGUUUUGGAUCAUAGAUGCUGCAUAGUUUACACUUGUGCCUCUGCGGAAAGCCGCAGCCUUUCAGGUUGCACAUGCAAAGCCUUGUUUGGUUUGGUGAGCCUUUAAUUAAGGUUUUUUUUUUUUUUCUUUUUCUUUUUUUCCUCUCUCAAAGCUAUUCCCUAUUUACCUUCCCAAAAAAAGCAACUGUGCCUUACAUGGUGCUUAAAGUAUAUCUUAAUGGCCUUAGUAAUGUCUUGAUGUUUUUGGCUUCUUUGCAGAAACCAUUAACCUCAGACAUACAAAAAAGACUGCCUGAUGUCCCAGGUGGUCUCUGUUUAAAUUUGACCAGUGAAAGCACAGGAAUGUUUUCCUGUGAAAGGCAGCAACUAGAUCAUAGUUCCUUACAGGCUUCGGUUUUGUACCUGACUGUCACAGCUCGUUUUACAUAUAGUUAUUUUAUAUAUGUGGUUCUACUCUGUAUGUACCAUUUUCAGAAUAUUCUAUAUUUGUUUAGUUUCAUUCCAUAUUAUUUACACUUGUAUACUGUAUCAUCUUUUUGGGCAUUGGCCCACUGCGCUCUGUCUAUACAAUCAUAUUUUUCAUUUAGUUUGGAGUGGGACACUUAACCACCAAAAGCCCCCCACCCAACACACCCUUCUCCCUGUUGCUUAUUAAAGGUUUUGUUGAUUACAUCACAUUUUGUUUAUGCUGAGUGUGGCAAAGGAAGUCUAGUUCAUGAGUGUUAUAAUGAACUUCCAGAACUCCCGUUUCUACUGUGUCCAUUUGUCACUUGCCUUUUGUGUUAAAGAAUAUUAGCAUUACAGUGUCUUGAUCUCCUCUGUGAGUUUUGUGUGAACCGAGAGACCUGUGAUGAUGCUUCAGACUGUUUUUAGCACUUCUUCGUGUGGGGAGGAAAUAUUAAGGCCUUGUUCUUUCUGAUGCAUCCAUUUCAUGUUAAUUGUGACAUGAGACUUGAUGCGCUGACAUUCCCUUUUACUUUUCAGCUUGUGCUAUGGGGGAAAUUCUUACUUUCUUUUAUCCUUUGUAAUUUAGCAGAAUAUUGGUGUUACUGACAGGUGUUGAGCUUGUUUGGGUGGGUAUUCAUUCUUUUCUUUUUUUGAAUAGUAGCAUGAUGGACCAAAGCAUCUUCCCUGUCCUGCCAGCCAGUUUUUGAUCUCUUGUAUCUUUACUGUGCAGUGACAUUGUUUUAUCAACCGCUUUGAUUUCAUUGGGCAGAGGGUGAAAAAAUUGAAGGUUUGUGUAUUAUUAUUAUUAUUAUUAUUAUUGCCUUUCUUUACAAGAAGCAACACAAGAUCUUAAAGAAAAUAUUACAAAUUAUAGAAAACGUUGCAGGCUUUUUUUGCCUUAUGUAUCAAAUGAUUAUUUCUGUUAUCAGAGAACAGAACCAAACCAGUCUUAAAGUAGCAACAGGGCUCCCUUAUUACUGCGUUAGUUAAACUUCCUUGUUUUUCCCAGUGUGGAUAUAAUGUUGAGAAACAGAGUGGGUGAGGGCUACUGUAUAUAAUCUUUGUUUUGUACAAGUAAUUGAAAAUCAACAAUUUCUGUGUCAAACAUGUAUAUUUUGAUAAGGUUAUUAUAGCAGACAUUCAGCUCAUUGUAGAGCCUUCCUUUUUUUUUAUUACACAAUAUUAAAAGAGAUUCCAACA
Carassius gibelio (silver crucian carp) is the source of this 3695-nucleotide messenger RNA. It is a transcript of the gene ptbp1a, whose product is annotated as polypyrimidine tract binding protein 1a. Gene Ontology annotation, molecular function: mRNA binding. Gene Ontology annotation, biological process: regulation of RNA splicing; regulation of cell differentiation; mRNA processing. The transcript has 16 exons. Gene Ontology annotation, cellular component: nucleus. The record is from RefSeq and is a predicted model, not a curated record. Lineage: Eukaryota; Metazoa; Chordata; Actinopteri; Cypriniformes; Cyprinidae. The coding region runs from base 75 to 1799 and encodes 574 amino acids.